Neltuma alba is the source of this 739-nucleotide messenger RNA. Its product is annotated as photosystem I reaction center subunit N, chloroplastic-like. NCBI's taxonomy places the organism in Eukaryota, Viridiplantae, Streptophyta, Magnoliopsida, Fabales, Fabaceae. The transcript has 3 exons. Gene Ontology annotation, cellular component: chloroplast photosystem I. Gene Ontology annotation, biological process: photosynthesis. The coding region runs from base 115 to 603 and encodes 162 amino acids. The record is from RefSeq and is a predicted model, not a curated record.
GAUCUCAUAUCCACAUAAGCAUCUUCCCGCUUCCUCCCUACUAAAUUCCUACUCCUCCUUCACCCUCUCUCUCGUCUCUGCGUCUGUGUGAUUACCUCGCCAUUCUCCGCACCAAUGGCUUCCAUGAACUCUGCUGUGCUUGCUUCUACCUACGCCAUAUCUGGUGUGGCUUCUUCUGAAUUCAACCCCAAGCACACUUCCAUGGCGGUGUCUUCCCCCAAAUUGCCGGUCAUCAAGGCCCAGCAAGCCUCCUCGUCCGCCGGUCCUCAAGGAAGAAGAGCCGCUCUUUCUCUGUUAGCCGCUACCGUGUUUACAGCCGCCGCCGCGUCUUCUUCUGCAAACGCCGGCGUCAUUGAAGAAUACCUCGAGAGAAGCAAGGCCAACAAGGAAUUGAAUGAUAAGAAGAGAUUAGCGACAAGCGGCGCGAAUUUCGCGAGGGCUUACACAGUGGAAUUUGGGAGCUGCAAGUUCCCUGAGAACUUCACUGGCUGCCAAGAUCUUGCGAAGCAAAAGAAAGUGCCAUUCCUGAGUGAAGAUUUGGACCUGGAAUGCGAAGGGAAGGACAAGUACAAGUGUGGAUCUAAUGUUUUCUGGAAAUGGUGAACACAACGCCAUCCCCCAAAUUACAUAAAAUUCCUGUAAAACAAACCAAAUCAUUUCAGCUGUUUGCUCUGUCUUCAGUACUGCACCUAAUUUCUUCUCCUUCGUGUUCUAGCCUUCUCUUUCUUCGCUUUCUUUU